CCUCCUGGCUCCGCGUUUCCCCAUCCGGGUUAGGCCGAGGCCCCGCCCCCGUGGCCGUUACCCCCGUGUGAGGCGGAGCGGGGGGGCUGCAGUAUGGGGGCGGUCGGGAGCUGAGCGUGGGAAGGGGCCGCCCCUUGAGGUGGGACAUAUCUCAUUCUGUACCACCAGCAGCAUCUCUUGAGAGGAGAAGAGUCAUAAUCCUCAAGUUGACACUGUGCUAUGACAAUCUAGGGAUCUUCAGGGUGGGCAAGAAUCGCUAAGUGGUACGGGACAAGCCAAUUCAAGCGGUCUUGGCCUGACAAAGGAAUGGAUUUUGCUGGCCUCAGUACAUGAAGUGUUUGUGUCAUGCCCCCUGCCUUUCCCACUGUGCUAUGUGGGGAAGGGUCCCAGUGGGGAAAUGGCUGAGUGCGGCUGAUCUAGGACAAGUUUAAAAGACACAGUGGGGGAUCUGGAGCUUAUACCCUGUUGGCAUGGUAGUGUUUCUAACUGAGCUGUACAGAUCAUGUAGUGUGCUCUGCUCUCUGUCCUCCACGGUGAGCCAUGAUUUUUCUUUAAUAGGAAAGUUGAAGCAGCAUCUUUGUGGGGUAUGUACAGCAGGCAGCCUGCCAAGCACUGCCACACAGGUCCUCAGUUGCGUUUCCAGGUGGCCUUUACAUUAGUGUUGCUCGUUCCAAGCCCUUGAUUGCUCAUCCUGCAUUUGGAUACCCAUCCUGCAUUGUGUUCACUUCCCCAGCAGCCCACGAACACAGGUUCCAUCCUUCCACCAGCCAGUGAGCGAUGUCAGACCAGGACGAUGGUGAUAUGGGGAAGGGAGGGGCCUUCUCGGCCGAGCACCUGGCCGCUGAGUCCAUGGCAGCCGACAUGGACCCCUGGGUGGUGUUUGAUGCACGAAAGACCCCACGGGCCGAGUUCGAGGAGUGGCUGCAGACCUACCAGCCCUCGCGGGUGUCUCGUUUUGGGGACCCUGAGCGCCGCACUGAGCCUGUGGGCUGGAUUGCCAUCUAUGGUCCAAACUACUGUCCAGAGUCAGGUGAUGUGGUGGGGCUGCAGGAGGCCUGGGAGCGGCUCCAGAUCAGUGGGCGCCAUGUCACCUUCGACACUAUCCGCGAGCUGGCACUCAACCACUGCGUCCUUACCGGCAAGUGGCUGAUGCACCUGGACACCGGCUUCAAGGUGGACCAUGCCUGGAGUGGCAUCGCCCGCUCCGUGUUGGAGGGGCACUUUGGGGUGGCCAAAGUCAGCCCCUGCUACCCCAACUCGGACCGCAAGCAUGUCAUCUGCAUCUACACAGAUGACUUCACCGACGAGGAGAAGGUGAUGGAUGCGGACGCUGCCAUCCGGGGCACUGGCGUCAAGUGCCUGCUCUCCUACAAGCCCGAUGUCUACACCUACCUAGGCAUCUACCGGGACAAUCGCUGGCAUCUCUGCCCCACCAUCUACGAGAGCAAGUUCGACCUAGAGUGCAUCCCCCGUCGCUCCCGUAUCAUCAACAAAGUCAGCAACACUGAGGUGACUUAGACUGGGCCCCGCUCCCCAGCUUGGCAGUUCCUCCUUUCCCCUCUCCAACAGCUGGCACCAAUGCCUCCCAACUGUGCUCUGAAACUAAUUACAUUUUGAUUGGUC
Malaclemys terrapin pileata is the source of this 1623-nucleotide messenger RNA. RefSeq names its product chromosome 7 C11orf68 homolog (gene C7H11orf68). Lineage: Eukaryota; Metazoa; Chordata; Testudines; Emydidae. Bases 778 to 1518 code for a protein of 246 amino acids. The record is from RefSeq and is a predicted model, not a curated record. The transcript has 3 exons.